Molecule: messenger RNA, 4260 nt
Organism: Prionailurus viverrinus (fishing cat)
Lineage: Eukaryota; Metazoa; Chordata; Mammalia; Carnivora; Felidae
Product: protein FRA10AC1
Exons: 13
Coding region: 182-967 (261 amino acids)
Biological process (GO): dephosphorylation
Molecular function (GO): phosphatase activity
Source: RefSeq, a predicted model, not a curated record
CGGCGCCCAAUCGGGACCCGUAGAAAGAGGCGGGGAGCGGGCGGCGGCGGCCUUAGCUGCGGGGAGGCUGCGCGGCGGGGGUGAACCGGACUGGCCCUGCAGCGGCUCGCUCAGGCGAGAACACCCGGCGUCUGCCGUCUCGAAUUUCUCUCGGCCCUUGUCAUUUGAUUCGUUACCCGAAAUGCAUGGUCAUGGGGGCUAUGACUCUGAUUUUAGUGAUGAUGAACACUGUGGUGAAUCUAACAAAAGGAAAAAAAGGACAGUUGAAGAUGAUUUACUGCUCAAAAAGCCAUUUCAGAAAGAAAAACAUGGAAAGGUGGCCCAUAAACAAGUUGCCGCAGAAUUGCUGGAUAGGGAAGAAGCAAAAAAUAGAAGGUUUCAUCUGAUAGCUAUGGAUGCUUAUCAAAGGCAUACAAAGUUUGUAAAUGACUACAUUUUGUACUAUGGUGGCAAAAAAGAAGACUUCAGGCGAUUGGGGGAAAAUGACAAGACAGACAUGGAUGUUAUACGAGAAAAUCAUAGAUUCCUAUGGAAUGAGGAGGAUGAAAUGGACAUGAAUUGGGAGAAGAAACUUGCAAAGAAAUACUAUGAUAAAUUAUUCAAGGAAUACUGCAUAGCAGAUCUCAGUAGAUACAAAGAAAAUAAGUUUGGAUUUAGGUGGCGAGUAGAAAAAGAAGUAAUUUCAGGAAAAGGCCAGUUUUUCUGUGGAAAUAAAUGUUGUGAAGAAAAAGAAGAUUUGAAGAGUUGGGAAGUUAAUUUUGGUUACAUUGAACAUGGUGAAAAGAGAAAUGCACUUGUUAAAUUAAGAUUAUGCCAAGAAUGUUCCUUUAAAUUAAAUUUUCAUCACAGGAGAAAAGAAGUCAAGUCAAAAAAAAGAAAGGAUAAAUCCAAAAAAGAUCAUGAAGAGUCAUCACAUAAAAAAUCCAGAUCAUCUUCUGUAGAAGAGACGAAGGAAUUUGAGGUAUGAAUUACAAUUAUUAAUGUUAUGGGCUGAAUUAUGUCCCCCCCCCCCCAAUUCAUGUUGAAAUUCAAACCCCCAGUACCUCAGAAUGUGAUUCUAUUUGGAAACAGGGUAUUUAAAGAGGUAAUUAAGGUAAAUGGAGAUCAUAUGAAUGGGCCCUAAUCCAAUACGACUGUGUCCUUAUAAAAAGGAGAUUAGGACGCAGACACAAGAUGGAAGGCUUUGUGAGGAUACAGGGAGAAGAUGACCAUCUACAAGCCAAGUGGGGAGAGGCCUCACAAGAAACCAAUCCUGCCAACACCUUGGUUUUGGACUUGGAGCCUCCAGAACUGUGAGAAAUUUCUGUUCGAGCCACUCAGUCUGGUAUUUUGUUACGGUAGCCCUAGCAAAUGAAUACUAUUAAUAAGAACCUUUAAAAAAAGAAUUGGUGACUGGUUUCAGGAUUGUAUAUUUUUAAUUUAAAGCAAAUUGGCACCAAAAAUGCACUUGUUUUCGUCUUGUAUUUUCCACUUCUGUUGAACUUUAUUUUACCCUCGGGGUUUCAUGCUAGCAAUAGGUUUUCUUUUGGUGGUCACAAGGGUAGUUUAUCUGAAGAUCCUUUUACUCUCUUAGUUCGUAGUUUGCUGAAUGAAAUUCGCUGAAGUUCUUUUGCAUGUUUUCUGUUUUUCUUCAGAAGUAGAAACAAUAUUUGAAAUUUAGACCAGUUGGAUUAUAUUACAACAUUAGACAUGUUUUGGACUUUUUGUCAUCACUGCCACCUCCUGAAUCUUCUGUGGCUAGCAAAAAGAAAAACAGUAGUAUUGGGAAUCAGUGGACCCAGAGUAUUUUUCUCCUAACCCUCUCAUGACCAACUUAAUAGCCUAAUUAAUAGUUUUAACUUAUAACAAGUACCAGUGGUUUGAUCAUUUAAAAACUUGAAAUCACGUUCAGGGUUGGUCCUUUUGAAAAAGAGAAUCUAAUAAAUGAUUAACCAAUUAACAUCUGGUUCUCAAGGAAACCACUGAUCUGCACAAUCUGGGAGUCUAAGUUGUUACUUUGUGCCAGGUACUAAUGUUGCCUGAGAGUACAAAAUUAUGUUCUUGGGUCACAGAGACUUCUCAGGGUAGCAGGAAAAAAAAAUCAAAAGGAAUUUUUAUGCAAAUAAAGUAUAAUAGAUCCAUAUCCAAUAUACUGAAUACUAAAAGAAAAUGUCGGGAGAAACUUAACCUGAUAACCUGUUCAUCAUAAAAUUGAGAUAAGGAUUAAAUUUACUUGUACUAGGAAAUACCUUUGCUUUUCACUUGGAUAGUAAAAUUUACCACUUCUGUUAUCUUUUUGAAGUGCAAAUCAAAUCUUAAUUGUUUUCCCAUUUAAAUCCUUUUAAUGAUUCCCCCUUGCUCCUGUAGAGGACAAAUCCUCAAGCAAGGCCUUUAAGGCCACACUUUCCUGCAGAAGUGUCUUACCAGUUCCCCAGACUCCAGUUACAACCGUUUUAAGUUCUACAAUUGCAUCAGGCUUAUUUCCACCUCAAGGCCUCUGUUCGUCACUUCCUCCCCAACCCCACCUCCUUUCUUUGCUUAGCCAAAGCCUGCUGUCUUCAGAAUUUAGCUUAAGCAUCCUUCUUCUGGAAAGACUUCCCCUGUGGUAGUUAUAGAUAGAUAAUUGUUCACUUAUUGGUUUAAUGUCUAGCUCCUCUACCAGGUGGUAAGCUCUGUGAGAUAAGGACCCCAACUUUCCCCAGGCCCUGCCUAACACGGGGCCUUUACAGAGCAGAUGCCCAAUAAAUACAUUGCUGAAUGGAUAUCCAGAAGUCAUAAACUCCUACUUUUAUUGUGUUGAAGGACCUCCUUAACCUUUUAAGCAAAAUAUUUUCUCCCUCUAUGAAUUUUUAAAAAUACCACUAAACACAGUAGAAUCAUCUAAAAGGUAUGUUGUAUCUUUUGUUUUACAAGGCUCUUCCAGACACAGAUGAUUUCUUUGCUAAACAGAAUUUCUUACAAAAUCUUUUGAGUGCUGUCAAGACAGAAUACAAAAUCAUGAUGUUAGCAUUCCAAUUUAAAGAUGACAUUUGAGUCAUGUGAUAAACUCAUAGUUGAUCUCAAGCAUCUUAACAGUGGUUUCCUGAAGAUAAUAUUAAACCGAACAGAGUGACUUUAGGUGUAGAAACUUCAUUGGGAAAAACAGCACAAUAUGGGAACAUUCGAGGCAUAGUCUCAAGUCACCCCAUUCAGCUGUCCAGCUUUACUUCCAUGUAGGGCUUCCUUAAGUCUGGAAGGGAGGCUGGAGAUAAAUCUCAUUACAUACACAAGAAUUUUGAGCUCAGAGAGGUGAAGCAAAUUGCCCAAAGCCUUAUAGCUAAUGCAUAACGUUAGGACUAAAGUUGUUUUUCUCACCUAACCCGGAUCCCACUGGUUCCAUGACUCUUGUAUUUCUAAAAACUCAGUAUUCUGUGGAUGUACCCAGGAGCCACCUACUAGAGUGGAUAAAGAAGCCUAGCCCCAACCCCUACUUCAACUGGACCAGUCAAUUCCUCCUGGAAUUAUUCAUAAGAUCUUGUUUUGGGGGAGGAAAAAAUCUCUCAAAAGCACUAAUCAAUUUAUUAUAAUUACUGGGAAAGCAAGUCUCCUGUUUGCAUUUACUUUUUAUGGUUUUGUCAGUUGAAAUUAAGCUCAGCCUGACUUCUGGAUACUUUACAACGAGCAAAAACAGAUACCAUCUAGGGGUGCCUGGGUGGCUCAGUUGGUUGAGAGUCCGACUUCAGCUCAGGUCAUGAUCUCACAGUUUGUGGGUUCGAGCCCCGCGUCGGGCUCUGUGCUGACAGCUCAGAGCCUGGAGCCUGCUUUGGAUUCUGUGUCUCCCUCUCUCUGCCUGCUUGUCUCUCUCUCUGUCUCUCUCUCAAAACAAACAUUAAAAAAAAAAAAAAAAACAGAUUCCAUCUAACCUUUUGCAGCCAUGUUUCCUUCUUCCUGCUUUUUUGUCUCCUCUUCAAUUACCUUCAUCUUUGCAUCGUAUUCAUCAGCUAGGGAUUUCCAUUCUACUCUGUUGUUCUGAAGACCAGUCAGCAUUGGUGUGAUUUCUUUGUGAAACCGUGAGAACUCCUAGCGAGAAUUUUAGGUCAGAAACAUAGUCAUAGUUGAUUUUCAGUACUUUUCAUAUGCAGAAAAGGAACUGUAAGGAAUUAUUACAGUGCUCAGAGCUGCUAGGAUGAGCCUAACUCAGGGCCUUGGGAACAGGAAAGACAGGUGCUGUUUUCUAAGUACGUCUGGGUCUGUUCAGUGUGCUCACUUCUAAAUUCUCUUAGUUUUUAUUCCACCCCUGAA